Boeremia exigua is the source of this 570-nucleotide messenger RNA. RefSeq lists its product as uncharacterized. The record is from RefSeq and is a predicted model, not a curated record. Bases 1 to 570 code for a protein of 189 amino acids. NCBI's taxonomy places the organism in Eukaryota, Fungi, Ascomycota, Dothideomycetes, Pleosporales, Didymellaceae. The transcript has 2 exons.
AUGACAAGCACUAAUAUCCAAGACCGUGAUUCAAUCACUGAAGCAAAUCAGAUCGAGUCUCCACUUCUGCGCCUUCCAGCUGAAUUGCGCAACAAGGUCUACGCUCACGUCUCAGAUACGGUCACCGUGACAUACUCACGAUCUCUAAGCGUGAAGAAGAGCGGAAACGUCUUACUCUCAAUAUGUCGACAAGUGAAUCAAGAAUCGAGAGCUUUCGUCGACUCGCCCCGAGUGCUAUCGAUGCCCUCAGAAAACAUAGUGAGCUUCAUGCAGUUGGAAAGGCUGCCUGAACUGAACCCUGCUACGCUGCAGACCAUUGAAGUACGGUACAUCCAAUUCUUCUGCAGCAUGCGCUACGGCGUAAGCUUUACGUUGAAAUCUGAAGGAGUGUACGGCUGGAAUAAUGUGGAACAAGUGAAGCGCAAGUUCCCCAAUGUCAAGCGUCUGGGCAUUUUCAAAGUCGUGUGUGAAGACCGGUUCUGGGGUAUCACAGAGGGGAACCCAGAGAUGCUUCGCGCUGCGAGGAAUAUAUUCGACAAACCAGACUUGGAAAUGGUUUUCGACUGCUAG